AGUGAAAUUGGAGAAUUCAGAAUCUCCAUAAUGAGAUGCGCAGUGAUCCAACAUUAAAACCUGUCUUUUAUUCUUCGGGAACAUGUAGAAACCACUUGUUAGACUGCAGGGUUACGUAGUGGAUAUCUUUUAGGAAAUGGCCACCUUUGUGGUCUUGGUGGCAGCGAUUUUAACGGCGAUCUCAACCGUCGAGACGUCCGGGGGUGUGUCCUCGGGGGCUAGACCGGCCAGGGUCCGAAGACAAACUGGAGAGCUACGGCAAGAAAUUCCCGCAGAGUUCACCCAGAUCUACCAGGGCUCCGUAUUCAACGGCACGGAAGAUAUCUACCGGUACACCUACAUGCAGAAUGAGUCCUCCCCACGUGCCAUCCGUGUGGAGGUGAAGAGUGAAGGGGCGACGGAGGACUACCCUCUCCUGUUCGUGGUGCGACAACAGCGGGGCAUCCUGUCGUGGCAGGUGCCCCUCAUGAUCAGAGGCAUCUAUGGAUACGACAAGGUGAGCCGUACGCUGUGUCCCAUGGACCACCUGCAGGUGGGUGUGAAGGACGAGAAGGAGACUGUGUAUCUGGAAGUGUCGGCGGCAUCACCCACCGCCCUGAACUACCGCGUCAACGCAACCAUUCUCACCGACUUUAUCCUGAGCACUGGACAACCUCGAAAUUUCCUUGUAUCACCUUCCCAACCACAGUAUUAUGCAUACAAGAUGCCUCCUGAUCUGGACAUGGUGGUGGUGAAAGUUUCAUCACCAAAUAGUUUGUGUGCCGUCUUUUCCCUUCAGCCAAUCAAGUGCCCAGUAUACGACUUGGACCGAAACAUCGAGUUUGUGGGAAUCUAUCAGACAUUCAUGAAAAAGGCCGCCAUCACGGUACAGAGGAGUUAUUUCCCUAAUGGAGAGUUCUAUGUGGUGGUGGUGGUGAAGGCUACGGAUGCUGACUGUACUGGUGAGAUGGAGACCAUACAGCCUGCUUAUCCCUCUGAGGAAGCGUUCGAGAUGCGACGUGUGAAGGAAGUAAAUGUCGUGGUCGGGCCGUCUAUUACAGAUUCCCAGUACGUGACAGCAGUGUUUGUGGGAAUCCUGGUGUUUGUGCUGUUCUAUGUCGUCACCUUCAUGGUUCUCUUUAUUCAGUGGAUCAGACAGAGGAAUGCAGAGCUGGAAGGGUUGGCACCAAGACCUGAGGAGCAAGGUGGUUUCCAGAUCACUCAGCCAGCAAGCAAUGCUGAAGCUCCCAUCAAUGCUCAGAGAACAGAACCAAACUAUGGAGCCACCGGUUGGGACAGAGUAAAAAUGCCAUCAGUGCUGGACACUGCUUUCACAGAUGGACUGAGUCUGAACCACAUUACCAUACUGGGCAAAAAGUUGUCCAACAAUGGUUCAGUCAGCUCACAGAAAGAGGCAAACAUCUCGCCUAAUAAACCAACUACCGACCCCUACACCAUGGGAGAACAGCCUGCUGAGACCAAACCUGGCAUUCCCCCGACUGACCAACCCAACGGUCCCCCCAUCCCUCCCAACCCCCCUCCACCCCGGCCAGCCCAGCCCAAGUCCUACCCCAAACCUCCCAUGGUGCACACCCUGUCGGACAGCUCCAUGGAGGAUGACAUUGACAUGCUGGAUGAUGCAGAUGAGGAUAAGGACAUCUACAGAACCAAGACCUUCCUGUAUGUUGCGGACCUUGCUAGAAAAGACCACCGCCACCUGAGUCAGAAGUACAACCUGUAUAGCUGGAACUUGCUCACCAUCUCAGUGUUCUAUGCUCUACCUGUCAUACAACUGGUGAUCACUUACCAGAAGAUGUUGAACACCACCGGCAAUGAGGACAUUUGUUACUACAACUUUUUCUGUGCACAGCCUGCUGGGGACCUCACUGCUUUCAACAACGUGUACAGCAACAUUGGCUACAUCAUGCUUGGUGUCCUCAUUCUUAUCCUUGUGUACCGUAGGGACUACACCCAUCAGAAGAAGGUGGAUGCUGGUGACAGAUAUGCCAUUGAUUACGGCAUCCCCAAACACUUUGGUCUCUUCUAUGCUAUCGGCAUUGCCCUUGUGAUGGAAGGGGUGAUGAGUGGAUGUUACCACGUCUGUCCUAACUACUCCAACUUCCAAUUUGACACCUCCUUCAUGUACAUCAUUGGAGGACUGGGCAUGCUGAAACUCUACCAGACACGACAUCCUGACAUCAAUGCCAACGCCUACGCAGCAUACGCCAGCCUGGCUAUCGUUAUCUUUGUUGCAGUGAUUGGAGUGGUGUUUGGCACCCCUUACUUCUGGGCCAUCUUCACUAUUGUCUAUGUGCUGGCUAUCCUGGCCCUCACUGCACAGGUGUACUACAUGGGCAGGUGGAGACUAGACAUGGGGAUUUUCCAUCGCAUGUACCUCCUGAUCAGAACAGAUUGUUUGCAAUGUUCCAAACCGAUGUACUGGGACCGUUUUGUGCUACUUCUGGUUGGAAACAUCAUCAACUGGUCGCUAGCGUUGUUUGGUGCAGUGGCCCAGCCUGAUGACUUUGCCUCCUUCAUGUUGGCAAUUUUCAUCAUCAACUUCCUACUCUACUUCGUCUUCUACAUCGUGAUGAAGCUACGGAGUGGAGAGCGUAUCCUGUGGGUAACUGUAGGGCUGAUCAUCAUCACACUGAUCUGUUGGACGCUCGCUCUGUCCUUCUUCUUCAAGGGAGUCACUACAUGGGAGAAAACACCAGCCCAGUCUCGACUGGACAACAAGGACUGUGUACUGAUGGGGUUCUAUGAUGACCAUGACAUCUGGCACUUCAUGUCUGCUAUCAGCAUGUUCUGCUCAUUCUUGGUUCUACUAAUGUUGGAUGACGAUCUAGACUACACCCCAAGAGACAAGAUUCCUGUCUUCUAAACACCAUCUGUCCUGAGAGGAGGUAUCAUGUACUUCAGAUGUAAUACUAGGGGGAGCCAGCAGGUGGCAUUGCUAUUCAAGAGUAUGUGGUCAUCAAGAAGAUGAUAUGCUACAGUUGCACUGUAUUGCUACCGGGUAUAUUAAGAUUUUAACUACGCAAGACCACUGAAUAGAAUAAAAACUGUUAGUCCACACUUUUUCAGCAUAAGGUAUGAGAAUUGUCUCUUGGAAAUUUUCAGCCAUGAAUGAAAUUGAUGAAACUGCAUACUUGGAGACACAUGUAAACAUGGUGAACCCUCAACAUAUGCAAAGCACACACUGUACAUGUAUGUGUUGAAGGCUAUAUAAUAUCCUCAAGAUUUAUUCUCUUAUGAACACCCCCAAGCUUUGCACAAGGAAAAAUAUACAAACAUCCAUGCAUUGAGAUAUUAUGCAUACCAUGUCAUUUGGUAAAAAGCAUCUGCAUCUUUGAACACCUUUUGCAGUCAUGUUAGGAAACUAUCAUGUUAAACAUGUCAUUUCCAUGUGGUUCGAUUGAACAGAAAUUCUAUGACUUGUUUAGCUUAGCCUCCAGUCUUGAGGAUUCUAGAGAUCUGCUUAUUACCAUAGCACUGGUUGGAACAAAAUUAAGCCUGUUAAGAAUUUUUUUGCUCUUUAAAUCAAAGAGUGUACAGCUUGCUGUAACAGUUAUGAUUGAAACAGGGCUUGAUAUACAUUUUUGUACUAUUUUUCUGCAGUAUGUGAUUCAUAUACUGGGCCAAUAUUCUUCUAGCUUGCCAAAUUGGAAGUCUAAAAAGACUUGGAGCUGUGUUAGAUUUAAGCAGGCAGUGUAGCUUUGAAAAGAGCUCUAGAACCCCAACAUAGUUUGGUUGUUGUUAGGUUGAGCUAAUCUACAGCAUUUUGAAGAAAAGUCCAUGUCCAUGCAAUAAUGCUGAUGUCAGCACUUCAUAUGAGACCAACUUUUGUACCGUGUGUGUAUGAUGCCGAAACAACAAUAAUGUAACUGUGCCAUUGCACUUGGCAUUGUGUCACCAUUUUAUAGCACUCUACAUUUACACGUAUGUACCACAAAGUAGGAAUCAUUAAUUUGGUUGGAGACAUUUUGGCUCCCAUGUUUCCAAAAAAUUGUUUGGAAAGACACACACACACAAAAAUAUUUUUACUAUACAAACUUUAUCACACUGCAAAUGAAGCCUUAUACAACAAGGAACAUUUCCUGGAACUGUAUUAAGGUGCUCUAAGAGUCUAUAUUUUCCCUAUUUAGCUAAAUCUUUUUAGCUAUGCACCCCAGAUUUGGAGCUGACAACAGAGCUGUAACAUUCUACCACCUGUUAGCACUAGUAUCUGGAAUGUCCAUCUUGGAACACCUGCUUGGGACCUGAAAUGUUUUAAAAGUGUGUGGCUAAAUAGGGAAAAUACAUAGUAACAAUUGUAGUGUGUAGUAUAUUGGUAAAAAAGGAUAGGGGGUAUCUUAGCUUGUAGGUUGUAUCAUUCCACCAAAAAAUAUCCCUUAGCAAGAAUUUGACACAUAUAGUAGUAAUAGUUAAGGAAGUAGGAAACAAGGUUAAUUUCCAACAAUGUGAAUAACUGAAGAGAUAACUGACCAGUGUAUUUGUGUACAGUUUCUACAUGCAAACUGGCUGGUGCAGUAAAGCAUGCUUAGCUGAGACAAAAACCCCAACAUGCACAAAGAUACCACAUUAUUACAGUGUUUUGAGACACUUCAGACUCAAGCAAUGCAAAAAAGAGAGACUUGUUGCAAUAAGUGUUUUGCUAUGGUCAUCUUCAACAUGAAUUUCUCUGGUAGCACCAUAGAAAUAGCUAACCUGUAGUGUAUUUGAUACUUGUUGAAGAAUUUAUCAACAUUGUCAAGUACUGAUACUUAUCCUGCAUGGAUGUUGAUUUGGGGUGUAGAACUAGCAAGGCUAACAUGCUCAUAGCAGAAGUUAUGUCAAAAAGCAGCGGUAGCACACAUGUAGGUAUACCCAGGAACCAAUCUUGUAAACUAUAAAGUUAGAAUGUGCUUGUAACAUUACUGCAAUGUUCCCAAAAGACAUAUAUUAACGAGAGUCUAUGGUUCUAUAAUGUCAUCUUGGCACAGAAGUCUCACAAAAGGAAUCCACAGUGCAAUCUAAAUAAUCUAUUUCAACUAAUACGAAAAAUAUAACAUUUCAAGAGAUUUAAUGUAUGUUGUAACAGAGUAACAUUUAAGGAUAUGAACUCACUGCUGUUGAGUGAGAAAUGACCAGGAUAAAUACAGAAUUGUGCACGUGUUUGUUGAAGGCUUGUGAAGGGCUGAUUGUUCUAUGUUACGUGUAUCAGUAUCUCUUUCAAAGGUCUUUGCUGCUACAACUGUGAUCAUGUGUGUGGAAAGUAUGGUGAGAAUACAGUAGAGCAGAGUUGUCCUGUGAGUCGAAAGGUGGAAAAACAGUAUGUAGGAACAAUGGAUGUACAUUUUCUUCUCUAUCAUAAGCUACAGAUGGAAAAUAGUAUAAAAUGAUAUUAUAUUAAAGUUGUUGUUACAUAAUUAUACAUUACUGCUGGAAUGUUGCAAUGCAAUAGGAGCCAAGGGGGAAUUAGUAUAUGAGUGCAAUUUUAGCUUUCGUAUGUAUUCCUAUAGAAUAUGUUGGGUGGAUGUUUAUAUUUCAAAACUUUGUCUGUAUAUCCUGCUCUCUUUCAGCACCUUUUGAUGUACACAUUUUGUAUAUGGGUACUGUAUUUUUCUCCGUUCAAUGUGUAGUUAAAUUUUAGGGUCAGGGGUAGAUAUGGUAUGUGUUUUACAAUGAAUAUUGAUUGUCAUGAAAAGGAAGGAUGUCGUCUUGAGACAAUAGUAGUAUUAGAAAGGUUGUCCAAGUGAGCUACUAUUCUAUAAAUGGCCCAAAUGUCAAACUCAUUCCAGGGCAAGAUUCAGUCAAAGUAUAUACUCUCGUUUUUGCCGAAAACUUGUGUGUCAGAGUUGUCGUCUUAACUGUAAAUUUAUGUAACAUGUAGUAAGAUUCAAUAUAAAUACACAAGGAUUUGGUGACCUCAUACCACCGCCAAUGCACUGUUGUGUGUCAUGUCUUUUGGAAAUGACUAAUUUUGAUAAGUCAUAUAUUACUAUAUGGAGUUUUUGGACAGUGGGUAUGUAAUCUGUAUGUAAUGUUUCCUGUUGCAACAAUUAAAUGCAUGGAAAGCCUU
This is a messenger RNA of Branchiostoma belcheri (Belcher's lancelet), 6043 nucleotides long. Its product is annotated as SID1 transmembrane family member 1-like. The record is from RefSeq and is a predicted model, not a curated record. The coding region runs from base 137 to 2863 and encodes 908 amino acids. The transcript is spliced from 29 exons. Gene Ontology annotation, cellular component: membrane. NCBI's taxonomy places the organism in Eukaryota, Metazoa, Chordata, Leptocardii, Amphioxiformes, Branchiostomatidae.